AUGGAAAAUAAUAUUAAUAAUGGGCAAAAUACAGUCAUUCUUCCUACAAGCCGGCCAUACCUGCAGUCAGACGGUGCCAUUCACGUGCAACUUCCCGAGCCAGACAGAAACGGCCAGGUAGCAGUACCUAAAGGAGAUGGUAAUGUCCAGACUCUUAACUUCUACCUGUUACGGCUGCAUGAAAUCUUUAUCUUCGUCUGUCAAUGUUUUAAAAAGAAACAAAUCGAUAGAACGCAGCGUCACUUUCACGUCUUAUUCCUUUUUUUUUGCGAGACACGCAACGGGCUCAAGCCGCGUAUGAUGACCUCAGAUAGCUCUCAGCACUUGGGCGCGCCGGCAGGAACCAACUACCAUUCCCAUUUUGAAUCGAGACCGAACGUACCCCGAUUUCCGGGCGGCUCCUCCAACUCCAAUCGCGACAUUGAUCGCCUCAAAAACCAGCAUCAUGAAGAGCUUCGCCGGCGAGCCAGCUAUCAAAAAAUCUACAAAGAAGUCAAAGACUCGAACGAUGGCAUUCAAACAGACACGGAUGGAUUCAAAGAGCCCCACCCUAGGACGCCCCACAACUAUCAACUUGAAAAGAUAAAGAAAGGUAAGUUAACCGUCAUUCCAAGCGAUGGUCGGGUUAGCAAUCAAAAGCAGAAAACAGUUCUCGCCAAAGAACCGCGGCCUCCUAAACAUCCUACAGACUCCGAUAGUUCCGACACAGAAGACGUUAUGACAGACAUCGUUCCCAUUCCGACGGCGCCGGAGGCGCCUCCUCUUGGUCUUCCCGUUGUUUCCCAACCGAUCUUAGCCGUUCCCGUGCAUCAACUCCAGUCUCAAAUGACGCCUUAUCAAACAACUAAUCCGAUGGUUCCAUUAUCAGAUUAUAACAACUUUACGAAACUGGAACCGCAUCCGGCAGUUGCCGAUGCAUCCAUAAACUUCGAUCCUAACGAUAAUGGUUUGUCCUCAACAGUUCUUCCGGGUAACGGUCCCGAAGGAAUGGUGAUAGAAGCCACGAAACGAAGAGAGAUAAGGUUACAGAAAAAUCGCGAAGCUGCCAGAGAAUGUCGUCGAAAGAAGAAGGAAUAUAUUAAGUGUCUCGAAAAUAGAGUCCAAGUCCUCGAAGCACAAAAUAAAGGCCUAAUAGACGAAUUGAAGAAUCUUAAAGAGAUGUACUGUCAUAAGCCCGCCGGUAGCCAGCAGCAGUAA
Molecule: messenger RNA, 1197 nt
Organism: Oikopleura dioica
Lineage: Eukaryota; Metazoa; Chordata; Appendicularia; Copelata; Oikopleuridae
Source: the annotation of a GenBank genome assembly